AUUUGAGAUCUAUCAACACAGACAACAAUAUAUUAUCCAGAGCAAGGCACAUCGUGACCGAAAACAAGAGGACCACUGACGGAGCGCAAAUGCUCAAACAAAUGAACUACAAGAAGUUUGGAGAACUGAUGACGGAGAGUCAUUAUUCGCUCAAAAAUGACUACAGCGUGUCAUGUUCGGAACUAGAUACCUUGGUUGAACUGGCUCUCGAAGUUGAAGGAGUUCUGGGUAGCAAAAUGACCGGGGGUGGAUUUGGAGGAUGUACUGUUACUUUGGUAUAUGCACAUGUAGCAGAAAAAGUGAUAGAGAACAUAACCAAGAAAUAUAAAGGAAAUCCAACUUUCUACAUCUGCAAACCAAGUCAAGGAGCAUCCAUACUAUGAUAUUUUUUUAUUUCAGUUUCAUGAAUGAUAGAUCAAUAAAAUAGAAUAAUUAUUAUGAA
This is a messenger RNA of Leptinotarsa decemlineata (Colorado potato beetle), 442 nucleotides long. Its product is annotated as galactokinase. Gene Ontology annotation, molecular function: galactokinase activity; ATP binding. Gene Ontology annotation, cellular component: cytosol; cytoplasm. The record is from RefSeq and is a predicted model, not a curated record. NCBI's taxonomy places the organism in Eukaryota, Metazoa, Arthropoda, Insecta, Coleoptera, Chrysomelidae. Gene Ontology annotation, biological process: galactose metabolic process; carbohydrate phosphorylation.